AUGGCGUCUAUCGUAUUCCGUUCUUCAGCAGGUUCGAAGAACUCAUAUUCUAAAAUUUUGAGUUAUGCUGCCGCCGUUGGAGGUGCUGCUGCCGCUACCGCUGGUGCUUUGUAUUUACAUCAACAGCAUUUUGGUGGUAACAACAACAAACCUCCUCAGAAGAGCAAUGGCUUGAAGUUCUUUGCAGCUGCUACCCCAGCUAAGUUGGCUCAAGUUUUUGAAGGAAAGACCGAGAAAGACUUCCAGGAAGUGUAUAAUGCCAUUGCCCAAAAGGUUCAAGAUGAGGAUGAUGCAGACGAUGGAGCGGGCAGAUAUGGUUUGUUGUGCCGUUUGGCGUGGCAUAGCUCGGGAACCUAUGAUAAGAAGAAAAACUCAGGCGGCUCUUAUAGUGGGUCAAUGAUUUACUCCCCAGAGUCCACUGACCCCGAGAACGCUGGUUUAGAUGCUGGAAGAGACUUCCUUAAUGAAUUUCACUAUCAAUUCCCUUGGCUCAGCAGAGGUGACUUGUGGACUCUUGGUGGCGUUGUUGCUGUGCAAGAAGCUGGUGGUCCAAAAAUUAAGUGGAGACCUGGAAGAGUUGACUGCUCCAAAGCAGAGAAGGACAAAAUCCCCGAAAAUGGUAACUUGCCAGAUGCUUCUCAGGAACUGGGUGCUUACGUGAGAAAGAUUUUUAACCGUUUGGGAUUCGAUGACAGAGAGAUGGUUGCCCUCAUUGGAGCUCACGCAUUGGGCAAAUGUCACACCUAUAGAUCUGGAUUUGAUGGUCCUUGGGGUCCCUCUCCAAACAUGUUCACCAAUGACUUCUUUGUGAGAUUGUUGCAAAAGUGGCAUAUUCGUGAGUGGGAUGGCAAGAGACAGUAUCAGGACGACGAGACCAAUUCUUUCAUGAUGUUGCCUACUGACAUGGUGCUUAAGGAAGACAGCAAAUUCCUCAAGUAUGUGAAGCUCUAUGCCGCUGAUCAGGACCUUUUCUUCGCUGACUUCUCGAAGGCCUUCACCAGAUUGCUCGAAAAUGGUAUUGAGUUCGCCAAAGAUACUCCUUACUAUGAGUUCAAGACUUUAGAAGAACAAGACAUGAAGUUCAUUCAGUCUGAGCAGAUCUUGGAGAUCCCUGAGGGUGUUACUGUCAACAUCAAGGCCAGAACCAUCAAGGUUACUGGUCCAAGAGGUGAGUUGACCAAGGACUUGAAGCACAUCGAUGUCACUUUCGAGAAGUUGUCUGACAAGGCUAUCAAGAUCAUUGUUCUUCACGGUGACAGAAAGCACGUCGCUGCUUUGAGAACUGUCAAGUCUUUGAUCUCUAACUUGGUGACCGGUGUUACCAAGGGUUACAAGUACAAGAUGAGAUACGUCUACGCCCAUUUCCCUAUCAACGUUAACACCGUUGAGAUUGACGGUCAGAAGUACGUCGAGAUCAGAAACUUCUUGGGUGAGAAGAAGGUCAGACACGUCAAGAUCUUUGAUGGUGUCACCAUGGAGCAGUCUACCACCCAGAAGGAUGAGUUGAUCAUUUCUGGUAACUCUUUGGAGGCUGUUUCCCAGAAUGCUGCUGACAUCAACCAGAUCUGCAGAGUUAGAAACAAGGAUAUCCGUAAGUUCUUGGAUGGUAUCUACGUUUCUGAGCACUUAUCGAUAUUCCCUCAAAGCUCAAUUGGUGAUUGUUUCAACACACUCAAUGCCGGCAAUGUCGACUUCGCUGUUAUUCCAUUCGAAAACUCUACAAACGGACAAGUGGUCUUUACAUAUGACCUUCUUAGAGACUGGUUCAUUGGCGAUAAUGAAAAGUCGAGACCAACUUUUCAAGUUGUGGGAGAACAGUUUGUGGCGAUACAUCACUACUUAUUAUCCAAUGCCACCGAAAAGUCUCAAAUAAACACGAUCUAUUCGCAUCCGCAGGUGUGGGGUCAGGUUUCAAAGCUGUUGAAACCAUACGCAAAAUGUACAAAAGUCGAUGUAAGUUCUACUGCUGAGGCUGCCCGAAUUGUGAGUCAAGACUCCACAAACACAGUGGCUUGUAUCAGUUCCAAAAUGUGUGCUCAGCUUACAAACUUACCGAUAAUAGAGGCUGAAAUUGAGGAUAUCCCAGACAAUACAACCAGAUUCUUAGUUUUGGGUAACAAGCCUGCUUUUCCACAGCCAAAGCAAGGAAUAGCAGAGACGAAAGAGACGAUCCCACUUACUGCUAUCACGUCGAUAAUGUUCACGCUCAAUCAUGAUGAUCCUGGUGCCUUGAUGACAGCUCUUGAUUCCUUCAAACAACAGAAUAUCAACUUGACUUCUAUUGCAUCAAGACCAUCAGGGAAAAAAGAGCUCAUUUCGUCGCUAUAUCCACUGCCUCCACCCUACUACAAGUAUUUCACAGAGUCUAAUAGAUCAAAAUACCAGCAAUGGCUCGAACAAGAAUCUGACGGAGAUGCUAUUCCACCUGGUGACCUACGAUUCCAUCGCCCCCCUUCAGCGCCGACUGGUGAACAGUACCGAGGAUACGGAAGUGUGUGGGCAUUGGUGAACAAGCUACCUUCUCUCAAGGAGCUGGGGUGGAAGCAAUUAUACAACGAUGAAGACGAAAAAAUCACUUCGCAGACUAAAAUUGAUGAGCUUCACAAGCUCCUAGACUCGUUACUAUUGAACUUCUUGGAGCUUGUGGGCUCUGUCUCCAAGGAACCAGCAAAAUUCUAUGUCAAGAUCGAGGACUUGAAGCUUCUUUUGAUCAACAUGAAUCAUUUGCUCAAUACUUAUCGUCCCCACCAAACUCGUGAAAGCUUGAUAAUGCUUUUGAAAAAGCAGAUCGAAAAGAAGAGAAAUGACAUGAGCGAGAUCGAUGAAGCAAUGGAUGGUGUUAAGAAGCGCAUAAAUCUGCUUGUCUCGUCUGCUGAUGAGAUAUCAACAAGUCUGCCUACCAUUGAAGCGGAUGAAAAAAGUUCAUCAGCCAUUACUGAGCAGAAUAUUGUGAAAACACUACAAUCUCUCGUUGAUGAAUCUUGA
This is a messenger RNA of Candidozyma pseudohaemuli, 2985 nucleotides long. RefSeq names its product cytochrome-c peroxidase (gene CCP1). Bases 1 to 2985 code for a protein of 994 amino acids. Gene Ontology annotation, molecular function: peroxidase activity; rRNA binding; structural constituent of ribosome. The transcript has 4 exons. Gene Ontology annotation, cellular component: ribosome; mediator complex. Lineage: Eukaryota; Fungi; Ascomycota; Pichiomycetes; Serinales; Metschnikowiaceae. Gene Ontology annotation, biological process: regulation of transcription by RNA polymerase II; translation; response to reactive oxygen species. The record is from RefSeq and is a predicted model, not a curated record.